CACGCUAGAGUGACGUUGAAGCCUGCACGUUCCCCUUUCGCGCAGUGCCCUGUCUUCCUUCCUGCUCGUGGCAUCCUUGCUGGCAGCGAUGUAGCUGGCUGCCGAGGCCGUCAAUAUCAGAUACACAGCCUUGACAAGUAGGUAGGUAGCGCUUACCUAGACUUGUGCUCUUUGGCAGACUGCAGCUCAGGACAUGAUCGCCGCCCUUCAUAAACCAGGACUUUGUCUCUGAUCAUCUGCAUUCAGCAACACAACUUGAUCCCACGCUGAGCCAACACACCCAACAUCACACUAACCUCACUACGACCAAGAGCCACCAGCCCUUUAGCAGCACUUUCCACAACAACCCCCAUCGGCGCGCACGGAAGAGGAGACGAGACCCCGCGAGCUAGUUACUGACAGGCUUAGAGCAUAGUUGAACAAUUGUGGUACCACCGCCGCAUAAAGUCAGCUCAUUCUUUUUUUGUCUAGAGCAAUUCUUGUUGGGAAAGGUUUUCAUUGUAUCUAGAGGUAGAAGACAGUGGUCCUUCCAAUCCAAAGUCAAGUACAGCUUGCAGCAAAGCGCCACCUGCUGAGUUCACUAAAGACGAUACAGACUGCACCACCGUCUAGGAGAAGGGAGUGCAGCAACCGGACGAUGGCGCACUCUGGGCUUCUGGCGGUCUGCUUAGCUGUGAUCAUCUGUUUAUCAGCCAAAUCAGUCGACGCCCGGAGAAAGCUGUUCCUGGACCACAGCCAAGGCCCUCUUACAGCUAAGUCUCAGCAGCAACAUCAAGUCAUGGUGCUAGAAGAAGACGUAACGGAAGUGCACCUUGGCCGGAGGGGGUUGGUCCUGCUGCAACAAGACCCGUACGAUGCUGGGUUUGCAGUUACACCCCCCGCCCUGGAGAUCGUCAACGUCGCAAUCAACCCCACCACCCCGACAGCCCAACAGGCCUACUCCGCCACAGUCUUCCUCCUGGGGGGAUCCCCCGGGCAGUCCGUCCAGAUCCGGAUCGACGGCAGCGAUGGGUUCACCUUCACGACACCCGGCUGCACCAUUGGCGACGCCACGUUCCCUCAAGGCGCUGGCUCGUGCAAGCAGACGAUUCCCGGGAGUCCGUUUGUGGGCUCGACUGACACGCUCACGGCAACCAUUACGGGCACCGACGGGACAGUCUUGGUGUCCCUGACGGUCCAGGUUGGGCCGUUCCAGGCGAAGUCGUGAGGGGGGCCCCGAACAGGGGUUGAGUUACCCCCAUGAAACAGACCGGCGUUUGAAAUUCGAGGGGAAGGUGUGAGCUGGGUGCGGAACAAGAGACACGAAAACCGGGUAGCAUAAUCAGCACGAUUUUGAUCGUUGAGUUGGAUAUUGCUUGCUAGGCUGUGCGUACUGUUGACGACUGUUGGAAGAGACUGCUACUGCAACUGCUAGGACUGCCUUAUUGCUUGAUUGUAUUGUAGGAUAACUGACUGCACAAAAGACAAGAUUCGUUCCAUGCCAGCUCUUGAGGAUUAGAUUGAGAAUAUUGGUUGAGGUAGAGUAGAAGGACUGCCCAGGUACAAAGAUUAGCCGGACUCAAACUGACUGCAUAUCCUUGCUGAUAAAAAUCUGUUCUUGACUGCUUAAUUAAGAAUGCCAUGGUUACAAUACAAUUAUGAAUCUGUAGAACGUACUCUCUGAAGGUUCUGCUCUUGCAAAUCAUAGCUCGUUCGAUAAAGGGAUUCAC
Molecule: messenger RNA, 1709 nt
Organism: Klebsormidium nitens
Lineage: Eukaryota; Viridiplantae; Streptophyta; Klebsormidiophyceae; Klebsormidiales; Klebsormidiaceae
Source: the annotation of a GenBank genome assembly